Molecule: messenger RNA, 1534 nt
Organism: Momordica charantia (bitter melon)
Lineage: Eukaryota; Viridiplantae; Streptophyta; Magnoliopsida; Cucurbitales; Cucurbitaceae
Product: HIT-type Zinc finger family protein
Biological process (GO): snoRNA localization; maturation of LSU-rRNA from tricistronic rRNA transcript (SSU-rRNA, 5.8S rRNA, LSU-rRNA); box C/D snoRNP assembly
Cellular component (GO): nucleus; pre-snoRNP complex
Source: RefSeq, a predicted model, not a curated record
AGUCGUCUCUUCUUCGGAAGUCUUUGUAAAUCGCAAAACGGCUCUCUCGCCGGCGACUGAGAUGGCGGAAGGAGACCCACAACCGGCUGCUUCCACGAGCUCCAACCGCGAAAGGUCAUCGCUCUGCCAAGAGUGUAAUUCGAACCAGUCGAAGUACAAUUGCCCGGCCUGCUCCGUUCGUUCUUGUAGCCUUACUUGCGUCAACUCUCACAAGCGCCGCAGUGGAUGUACGGGCAAGAGGAAGCAGACGCAAUUCGUCCCGAUUUCUCAGUUCAACGACAGUAUCCUACUUUCUGAUUAUAAUUUGCUGGAGGAAGUGAAGAGGGUGUCUGAAUCUGCUCAAAGACUAAGAAAGAAAUUGUGCCCCUAUACUCAUGCUUAUUUUCGGCUACCGUUUCCCCUUAAAAGCCUGGGCACUGCUGCUUCAAGUCGGAGAACAAAAAUCCUAUUUCUUCCCACUGGAAUGACGAAAAGGGAGAAAAAUCAAACUCGAUACGAUAAGCGGGAAAAGACAAUCUUUUGGACAAUUGAGUGGAAGYUUAACUCUACGGAUAUUGUUUUAUUUGACCAUGGAGUUAAUGAAAACACAAAGCUUUCUGCCGUUCUUGAAAACCAUCUACAACCAAGUCCAUGGAAAAAUCAACUUCAAAAGUUCUUUCAGCAGCUAGAUAGUGUCAAGUUAUUUGUCCGUACAUACCCCAAGGGAGCUACCUCGCCUUUUCGUGAGCUGGACUCAGGGUUGCCGAUAAGGAAACUGUUUUCCAAUUUGGUUGUUUUGGAAUACCCUGUUAUAUAUGUUUUUCUACCCUCUCAAACUCCUAACUUCGAAGUAGUUAAAACUGCCAACCCAGUGAGUCAUUCAGAAGGUAAAAACACUGGAAAAGAUGAUCAUGCUAGUCCUGAAGGUGUUCCCUUCAGAGUGGAAGAAAUAGAAGAAGACGACGUCUCGUUCAAUCCUCAGGUGCUUGAUUUGAUGAAAGUAUCAACCUCGAGCCCACGUUGUGAAGUCGAACCCCAAAAUCUGCAUGGUGCAACAUAUAAUCACUCUGCAGAUUUGAUGGAGGAUCAUGAAGUUAGGAAUAGCCCCAAUUCAAGCUCCCAGGCCAAGGAAGUAGGGGUUCUGAAAGAAUUGGAGUUUGAUUUUGAGCAAGAUCUGAUAGACACAUAUUCAAAUAUCAUGGCACAAAUCAAUCCAGAUGAUUUUCUUGAUUGGGAAGGAGACUUUUCCAAGGGAGUGGAAAUGGAAGGAACCGCCGACCUUCUUGGGGACGUGUUCACCGUGGAAGAAUUGGAGGAGGGUGAGAUUCUUGAAUAGUGAUUAGAAGCACUUUUUCAAGGUUAGCUUCACUCAUUCUUGCCCAGGAGAACUCCAGCAAAUUUUGACUUCAGCCCUCAAUAUGAUUUUACUUCAUUGAUUUACCAAUUUUGUGCAAGUAAUAUCCUGUUUACUUGCCCCAGUUAGAUCAGGAUAUAGUGGUGGCUGCUGUUGUUUACACUUUUUGCUAAUUUUGAUUUGAUUUCUUCUUAAAAUUAA